AAUUAACAUCAACACUUAAUUGCUAGGAUGUGUUUUUAAACUACAAUGGCAUUUUCCAUGAAACCACUGAAUUUCUGCAAACUUGUAUGUGUCAGUGCAAUAAGUUUGACUUUUAGCAACGUACUUGAAACAUCUAAAUCACCACUCAUUCUGAAGAUGAAACCAGAGGAUUUUGAGUACAUUUUAUCAUGGAAAGCUGGAAAUAGUUCGAGGACAUCAGCAUGCUACACAGUGAUGUAUACAAUGAAAAGAACUUCUAGCUGUAAUUUCCUUACCAUGGGAACAGAGUUGAAAUCAGCAGCAAAAGGCCAGGAACAAGUUAAUUCUUACAACUCUAGGCAAGUAAAACAUGAACUGUUACAUUUAAUGCUUCGGGUUUUAGACAGGUCUCAGGAAAACCAGGAUUCAGAGCAUCAUGUUGUGGGACCAGGGAAGCUGGCUACUUGCCCAGCUUUCUCAGAAACAGAUGCACAGAGAACAGCAGUGAACCACUAUCUAAGAAAACCAGACUUCAAGACAGUCCAGGAAUGUACUAAUAUUACAAGACCGUUCUGCAAUCUAACAAAUGAAUUUGCAGAUUUUUGCCAAGGAAAUGCAUUUAUUAUAGUACAGCAAGACACCAGCAAUGGAACAAAUUAUUCAGAUAUUCUACAAUUCAGUCCAUAUACUCAACGAUGCCUCAAGCCACCUCAGUUUAAUAUUUCUGUUUGUCAAAACUGUGUAAAUGUCACAGUGAAACUUCCACCUCUAUUAUUUAAAAUUUAUCAGAAACUUGAUUAUACAAUCACAGUGAAAACAGCUGAUCUCAAGGAAAAUCGUAUUGAUAAUACAACCCAACAGGAUAGUUUCUUCACUAUUCUUGAAGAUUUGCAUCCAAAUAAAAAUUAUUGCAUUGCUGUUCAGGUGUCUAACGGUUUUAAACCCCAGUGCACUUCCACCAUUCCAAAAUGUGUUAUGCUUGACUCCAAUAACGGACAAGAUUAUACUGUACUUUCAAUCUUGGCUCCAUUAUUACUAUUCGUGGGGCUAGUCAUUCUGGUUUUCCUAUUUAUGACUGGUUUUAUUUCCUUUAAAAGGAGAAUAUCACCAAAUGUCUUGAAUAUCAAACCUAAUAUGGCUUGUUCAGUCUUUGGAUCGGAUCUUGAAGAAAUUUGUGAUGUUCAAGCCCAGGAAAGUAACACAAUGCAACAACACAGUGAGGAUGUGAACAGUGAAAGCGAUGAUGAGAGUAACUUUGAUACCAAAUGUGGCAUCUUUAACAAGAUUACACCAUUCUCUGAUGUGGCCAUCACUCAGAAGCUGUUCACAGGUUGCUCAGCUACUACAAAUAAAAUAACCAGAACUUUAGCAGAAAAAAAUCAGAAUGAUAUUGGCAAAGGCAGCCAAUUAUAUCCUUCUGAAGUGAAUUCUGCCCAUGUAGCAGAAUCAGAAUGUACAGACUGCUUAAAUGUAGACUUAAAUACUGUGAUGCUAGGAAUAGCAGCUGAAAAACUGGAUUGUUCUACAUUUGACCAUGAAGACAUACUACAGUUGAAUGAGUCUGGCAUUUCUGAUGCAUUUGAACCAAACCAUUCCACUGAAAUGCCAGAUAGUCAGAACUUUGAUGUUCAAAGUGCUCUGUGUUCAUGGGAAAAUCUUAGUGUCUCUGGAGAAAGUGAAUCAUCUUAUUCAGAAACAGAAUGCACCAGUGGAUAUAUGAGAAGAUGAAUCCACGAAAAGCGACACAGCUUCCUCUGUCCCCCUCUUUGAAAGGCACCUUUGGGGGCGUAGUAAUUUAGAACUGACAAAUAUUGAACUGUUUCUUCAUUCCAAAUUAACCCUAAAAUGUUCUUGAGAUUCACUUGAACAAGAAACAGUGUUGGCACUCUGUCUGCAUUUAUAUUGCAUAUGGAACUUGGUUCCUGUGGAUAUCAAAAUAUAAUGUAAUUACAUAAUUUGUUGUACAGAGCUGGAGCUACAGUUUACACCGAUAUUGUGAAUGGCAAACAUUUUUUCUACAGUUGUGUGUCCUUCCUUCUCCAAAUUAAUGCCUUCAUGAUGUGCUCUAGCUGGGAAUUCUAGAAUCUGCGCCUCCUUUUAGAAAUGCAAAAGUCAGCUGCUUUUUCUUGUGUUGUAUUUAUU
Messenger RNA from Protobothrops mucrosquamatus (brown spotted pit viper), 2121 nucleotides. It is a transcript of the gene IFNAR2, whose product is annotated as interferon alpha and beta receptor subunit 2. The coding region runs from base 46 to 1707 and encodes 553 amino acids. The transcript is spliced from 11 exons. NCBI's taxonomy places the organism in Eukaryota, Metazoa, Chordata, Lepidosauria, Squamata, Viperidae. Gene Ontology annotation, molecular function: interleukin-22 receptor activity; protein binding. The record is from RefSeq and is a predicted model, not a curated record.